UCACAUACACACACACACACUGUACAUCAGUCGCGCUGCCAACAUGUUUCUGCUCGGAUUCAGCCUCUGCCUGGCCGUCGUCCACGGGAUUGUGCCCGAAAUACCCAAAACAGACAUGGACAUCAUUGCAAACAUGGAGACAAAUGCAGCAGAGGGGCAAACGAUGAGUGACGUGUUGAAAGAGGUGGAGGAACUGAUGGAGGACACGCAGCACAAGCUGGAGGACGCGGUGCAUCAGAUGGACAAUGAGACAGCAAAAUCAAGCCUCCAUCCACAGAAUGUCUCUUCAAACCUCCAAAAUUACAGCGCUAUAGAAACCAUAGCUGGGAAUCAAUCCAUUUCUAUCGGAGAGAGAAUCAAUAAGACAACAGACAAUUCAACGGAAGAGACAAACAACUCGUCAUCAAUACAGCCCAGAGACAAAGAGAACAGCGUCAAUCACGAGUGUGUCAUUGACGAAGACUGUGAGAAGGGCAAGUACUGCCUCUAUGAGACGCACAGCUCAAAGUGUCUGCCAUGCAAACAGCUUGAUGCGUCAUGCACCAAAGACGAAGAGUGCUGUGCAGGACAGUUGUGUGUUUGGGGUCAGUGCACCAUCAACAUCACGAAGGGGGAUGCAGGAACCAUCUGUCAGUAUCAGACUGAUUGUAAGGAGGAUUUCUGCUGUGCCUUUCAUAAAGCCUUGCUAUUCCCAGUGUGCAUCGCUAAGCCAAUAGAACGUGAGCGCUGCAUCAUUUCAGCCAAUCACCUGAUGGAGCUGCUGUCGUGGGAUAUGGAGGGGGAGGGGCCUCAAGAGCACUGCCCAUGUGCUGGAGACCUGCAGUGCCAACAUCGCGGCCGUGGUGCGCUGUGUCUGAAGAGCCAGAACUCCAGCGAGGAGGAGCUCACCGACACACUUUACUCUGAGAUCGACUACAUCGUCUGAGACUUCAACACAAAGACGAAGAAGAGCCGCUCAAACGCUUCAUCAUAACUCCACAGCUUUAUAGAAAAUUACUCCUUCCUUGUAGAAAUAAAUACCACAUUCACCGACAAGCCCUGAAAUGCAGCUGUGAAUAUUCACUGAGAGCCUGAAUGUAAAAGACUGUUCACACUGACAUCUGUGUAAAAGCGUCAAGCUGAUUCAUCAAGUGACAGCAAGAGCUAAAUAAAUAACUUUAAAUCGAGACUGAAUGUAAAUCAAAUGUCAGUGUUAUCAGCAGCUUUGAAGAUCGAUAGUGGGUUUUAAAGGGAUAGAAAAAUUCUGACAUCACUGACUCAUCCUUCACCUUUCACGAACCUGUUUGAGUUUCUUCAGUUUUUAAAGAUAUUUUGAAGAAUGUUGAAACCGUUGAUGGGCAGCAUGGUGGCUCAGUGGUUAGCACUGCCGCCUCAGUAAGAAGGUCACUGAUUCGAGUCCCAGCUGGGUCAGUUGGCAUCUCUGUGUAGAGUUUGCAUGUUCUACCCAUGUUGGCGUGGGUUUCCUCCGGGUGCUCCGGUUACCCCCACAGUCCAAAGACAUGCACUAUAGGUGAAUUGAAUGAGCUAAAUUGGAUGCAGUGUAUGUGUGUGAAUGUGAGUGUGUUUCCCAAUACUGGGUUGCAGCUGGAAGGGCAUCCGCUGUGUAAAACAUAUGCUGGAAUAGCUGGCUGUUCAUUCCGCUGUGGUGACCCCUGAUGUAUAAAGGAACUAAGCCGAAGGAAAAUGAAUGGUUCCUAUUGACUUCCAGAGUAGUGAAAAAAAAAUAUGGAAGUCAAUGGUUACAGGCUUCCAACAUUCUUCAAAAUAUCUUUUAAACAAAAGAAAAAAAAACUCUAGGUUUUGAAUAAGUCAAGGGUGAGUAAAUGAGAGAAUUUUCAUUUUUGGGUGAACUAACCCUUUUUAAGCACUGGGCAGAAGCACUUAUUAUUAAUGUACAGUACUAACACUUGAAAAAUAUGUCUGGCAGAGAAAACAUGAAGACUAGCUUUAAUAAGAUCCAGUUCAUCUCAAUUACACAUAGUAGCGAAAGUAACACUGUAAGCUGAAUUAAGCCUCAUGUAAUCUCCCUAUAGGCAAUAUAAAUACCAUAAAUUCACUCCAGAAAAAUAAAAA
Messenger RNA from Danio aesculapii, 2073 nucleotides. It is a transcript of the gene dkk3a, whose product is annotated as dickkopf WNT signaling pathway inhibitor 3a. NCBI's taxonomy places the organism in Eukaryota, Metazoa, Chordata, Actinopteri, Cypriniformes, Danionidae. The transcript is spliced from 7 exons. Gene Ontology annotation, cellular component: extracellular region. Gene Ontology annotation, molecular function: receptor antagonist activity; co-receptor binding. The record is from RefSeq and is a predicted model, not a curated record. Bases 44 to 925 code for a protein of 293 amino acids. Gene Ontology annotation, biological process: negative regulation of canonical Wnt signaling pathway; multicellular organism development.